GUCAGGUAAUAUUUUGUAUUUAAUUAAUUAAUAAGAAUAAAAAAGUAAUUCAUUCGAUUAAUUACUCAAUAGUAUGUUAUUCUUCAUGGUGCUGGUUCACUGUGAUAACAUCAUUAAUGAAUGACAAGAAGAAGAGGAUGAAGCACAUGAUAAACGUUUUUAUUAUCAUACUUCAUUGUUAAUAAUAUGAAUGAUAAAUCAGAAUUAAAUUUUAUAGGUUUAAGGACAAAUAAAAAGAUUUCAUUUAGAAGUUAUCGUAAUUUAAGUACUUGUUUACCGGAUAAUAACACUUCGAUAAAUAUUGUUCAAGAUGAUGAGAAAUUUCAAUUGCCAUAUGUUCAAAUGUCUAAAUCAUCUGAAUCGAUUGCGAGUAUAAAACAAGAGAACAAUUCAUAUAUCAUGUUAGAGACCGGAAAGAAAUCGGAUGAAACUACUGCUACCACUGUUACUACUACAAGUAAUAAUAAUAAUAAUGCUAGCUCAGUUAUCGGACUUCCCAGCAUCAAACGGAAUAUAUUAAGACGACAGCAAUGCACAGUUGAACAAUUAAAAAUAUCUGAAAACAUCACAAGUCAGUAUGCUUCAACAAACAAUUUUAAAAUGGGGAAAACAUUUCAUGCGGAACAAUCAAAAGAUCAGCAAGUGUCAUCUUCUUCCCCAACACCAUUUCAACAGACUGCUAAUGAAACAGCAACUGUUACAAAUGCUGGACAGUUGAGUAGAUCAGGAUUUUUACGUCAUCCAUUACGUAAAGCUAUGAGUUAUGUGAAACCUCAAUCAGAAUCUUUUGUAUCAGUUAAAUCAGCUUCAAGAAGACUUCAUCAUACUUCAACUAUUGAAAAACCGGAUGAUCCAAAAUUUAGAUCUAGCAGCAAGAGUUCAAGUCGUAAUUCACUUUAUAACAAUAUAAAACAUUUCGAUUUAUCAAUUAAGCCAACGAAUGAAUGUUUACAAAUGAAUGAUCAUUCAAAUCGAUCAACUAUACAGGAAGUUUACACUGGGGAAUCAUGCUAUUCAACAGCACCUAAACAAGCCAUAAAAAUUGAUGUAGAAAGAAAAACCAAACAAAAAGAUAUCCGCCAUCUGAAUGAUUUAAUAACGAAUAUUUUACCAAGAUCAUUCUCUAAUGCAUUUAGACGACCAGUAGGUAAAUGUAAAAGCGCAUCGCCUACAAUAGUAAAUGAUCAUCAUAUAGAAAAACUGAUUGAUUCUUUCAGAUUUGAUAAUUUUGAAGUGGAAAGUCAACAUUCAGAGAAAUCUCCUUCUGAUUUCUUAACACCUAAUGAAGCAUCUCCAGUUCUUAAUGAACAUAAUGUACCAACAAGAAGUCAACUACAACAAUGGGAACAAUCAUUUGACAAACUUUUAGCUGAUACAGAUGGUUUGUCUCAAUUUCAUCACUUUUUGAGAUCAGAAUACAGUGAAGAGAAUAUUGAGUUUUGGUUAAUUUGUGAAUUGUAUAAACAUCUACCACAAGAAGAUCUUGGUGAAGAAUCACGAAGAAUCUAUCGUCUUUAUUUAGCGCCACAUUCACCACAUGAGGUUAAUUUAGAUUCGGAAACUCGGAAUCAAACAAUCGCUAGCAUAACAAAUCCAACUAAUGAAUCAUUUAUUUUAGCUCAACAAACUAUUCAAGGAUUAAUGAAUAAAGAUUCUUAUCAGCGGUUUUUACGUUCUUCGUUUUAUUUUGAAUUAAAACAAUUAGUUUGGCAUACAUAUCCAGAAAAUGAUGAACCGACAAAUUCAGAAUCUAAUAUACAAGAUACUAUCAUAUCCGAUAAUCAAACUCAAUAUUUCAUAUCCAGAGAUCCAAUCACUGACAAUACAUCCAGUCCAUGUUCUGAAGAAGAACAUAUCAAGGUAGUAACUAAAACCUAA
Molecule: messenger RNA, 1878 nt
Organism: Schistosoma curassoni
Lineage: Eukaryota; Metazoa; Platyhelminthes; Trematoda; Strigeidida; Schistosomatidae
Source: the annotation of a GenBank genome assembly